Cryptotermes secundus is the source of this 7727-nucleotide messenger RNA. It is a transcript of the gene garz, whose product is annotated as Golgi-specific brefeldin A-resistance guanine nucleotide exchange factor 1. The record is from RefSeq and is a predicted model, not a curated record. The transcript is spliced from 32 exons. Lineage: Eukaryota; Metazoa; Arthropoda; Insecta; Blattodea; Kalotermitidae. The coding region runs from base 482 to 6553 and encodes 2023 amino acids. Gene Ontology annotation, biological process: regulation of ARF protein signal transduction. Gene Ontology annotation, molecular function: guanyl-nucleotide exchange factor activity.
UAGCGAUGUCCGUUAAAAAUGAUUUUAUGUUUGCGAACAGCAUGGAGUGUCUGAUGUUUUACCCAGGUUCCAGAUAAGUUAACUAUAUGCGUUAUAAAAUAUUUGGGUGUUAUAAGCAGAGAAUACCGGCAGAACUCAUUCAUUUGAAAUCUGUUGCUAUUAGUUUUGUAUGUUCAUGUAUACAUGGUGGCACAUGUUCGCCAUAUUAUUAAGGAAACACUUUUGAGAAACUUUUACUGUACGUCUGUGUAUUUGCAUUACGAUCCAAUGUAACCUACAGUUUUCACUUGUCGUGUAAUCUCAUUUAAUCUACAGUCACAAGCCUGAAGACAAGCUAAUCUGAAUUAUGCAUUGUUACUUGUCACCGUCUUACAAAAAUGUACCGUAUUCAUUUCCCAGAAUUUUGUGUUUUUACCAAGAUAAUGAUGAAACUGCGUGUUGCAGUGUGGGGCAUCAUAAGGUGACCUAACUUCAUCUAAUCAUGUCUAAUGAUGAAGAACAGAAUACUCUUAUUAGGAACUUCACUGAUGUGAAGGAUGUCCUAAACCAGAUCGGAGAUCUUCAUGACAUGGACCCAAAUCAUUUCCUUGGUCCUUUUCUUGAAGUGAUUCGAUCGGGAGAGACCACGGGUCCUGUGACAAGCUUGGCUCUUUCUGCAGUGCACAAAUUUUUAUCAUAUGGGCUCAUCAAUCCAACACGUAAGUCCGUUCCAGCCACAGUGGAGAACAUUGCAGAUGCAGUUACACAUGUAAAAUUUGUUGGCACAGACCAGGCCAGUGAUGGGGUGGUGCUGAUGAAAAUUCUGCAGGUUCUGCGUGUAUUGAUGCUGUCCCCUGAAGGAGCCAUGCUGACCAAUGAGAGUGUGUGCGAGAUCAUGUUGAGCUUCUUCAGGAUUUGUUUUGAAUCCAGACUUUCAGAGCUACUGUGUUGGUCUGCAGAACACUGCCUCAAGGACGUAGUGCAGCUACUGUUCUCCCGGCUGCCGCAUUUCUGCGAGGAUCUGCGUAUUCAAGUCAACAUUAAGAAACUGAAGAUGAGAACUGGAGGAAUGGACUCUUCGAGAGGUAAACGGAAGAGUAAAACUUCACAGCGAGGGAGGUCCACCCGACCAGUGCAGAAACCAGACAACAGCUCUCUGCAGGCUGCUAAAGAGAUGGAAUCACCCAAAAGUCAGGAGAGCAAGGCAAUAGUGACAAAUGAAGACCUGACAAGUCCGGUUGACGACCUCAGCAUUUCGUCAACACUUUGUGCCCCCCGCCUAUCAACGACCCCUCUGACACCAGCUGGAAACAUCGUAGACAUGCAAGGUGCAAUCCACCAAGGUACCCUACCGCCAAUUGAUGAUGCUGGACAGAUGAGGCAAAAUGACGUAUCUCCUGAAACAGCUGCAGAUGAAUCAGAGGCAAGCAGAAAGGCUGAAAAUGAAGAAAUGUCCCUAGAGUCCACAGGCGCAGAACAACACUCCUCUGUUAAUGGAAACGAGGACACCCAGUCUAGUUCUUGUGUUGUUAUCAAUGUAGACUUGGGGGAAAACUCUGCUUAUGAAUAUGGGGAUGGAGACACUUCAUCAAUAUUAUCAAGUAAGACUUGUUCUGUAGAGGAUGUUAGCUUGACAGGGGUGCAAGAGGAGCUGAAGUCAGUCACACUGCAAGAGGGCUGUGAGGAGAAGGUAACAAAUGAAGUGAGACCUGACACUGUACUGGUAGAAGUGAAGGAGGAACCAGAAAAUGUGGGAACAGAAGAAAAUGUUGCUGCUGUUUCUGUUCCUAAGUUGAGCAAUCAGUCGUCCUCUGUCAGCAUUGAAGAAGAGGAGGGAACAGCAGGUGUGAAGCAGGCAGAAAGUCAGGACUACAUAAAUCCAAGAGGGGUGCGGUUUAUGAGCCAGGAAAUUGGACAAGAUGGUUCACAGCCACUUGUCCCGUAUGGUGUGGCAUGUGUUCGAGAGCUGUUCAGAUUCCUCAUCUCGCUGUGCAAUCCCCUGGACAAACAGAAUACCGAGACAAUGAUUCACACGGGACUCAGUCUCCUUACUGUGGCCCUGGAGAUUGGAGCAGACAGCAUAGGAAAAUACAACUCUCUACUUGGUCUGGUCAAGGAUGAGCUGUGCCGGAACCUGUUCUCAUUGCUGAACACCGAACGACUGUCAAUAUUUGCAGCCGCUCUCCAGGUUUCAUUUCUUCUGUUCGAGGCCUUGCGGACACACCUUAAAUUCCAGCUAGAAUUCUAUCUCACUAGAGUGAUCGAUAUCAUCAUCUCAGACUCUCCGAAGAUUACCUAUGAACAAAAAGAAAUAGCUUUAGACUCAGUGGUACAGCUGUGGAGGAUUCCUGGUUUUGUGACUGAACUCUACCUUAAUUACGAUUGUGACCUCUACUGUCCAAAUUUGUUUGAAGACUUGACAAAAUUGUUGUCGAAGAAUGUUUUUCCAGUUUCUGGCCUGUACAACACCCAUUUGCUGUCACUUGAUGCUCUGCUAACCAUUAUUGACUCCAUUGAAGGUCAUUGCCACAGUCGCAUUCUCAAUGAACAUCAGGAGGAUCGACAAGUAACAGAUGGCACUUCAGUGAAGGCAUCCUCAUCAGAGGCUGUUUCAGAUGCUGGAGUGGCAAUGGUUCUGCCUGUCAGUGGCCACAUUUCACAUUCAAGGAGGCAGCGGAUCUCUGAGAACAUCCCAACCCAUGAACAGCUGAUGGCCAUUAAACACAAGAAGAAGCUUCUGGCAACUGGAACAGAGCACUUCAACUUGAAGGCAAAAAAGGGUGUCGCAUUCCUACAGGAGCACCAUCUGUUGUCGUCACCACUGGACCCACAAGAAGUGGUGCACUUUCUGCGAGAGAAUCCACGCCUCGACAAAAAGAUGAUCGGAGAGUAUAUCAGCAACAGGAGCAAUUUGCAGGUGCUGGACAGCUUCGUCAAGUCCUUUGACUUCACUGACACAAGAAUUGAUGAAGCCUUGCGGCUCUAUCUUGAAACAUUCCGUCUGCCUGGCGAGUCACCCCUCAUCUCACUUAUCAUGGAACACUUUGCUGAGCACUGGCAUAAACAGAAUGGUGAGCCAUUUGCCGACGCUGAUGCAGCAUUUACAUUAGCAUAUGCCGUGAUUAUGUUGAACGUAGAUCAGCAUAAUUAUAAUGUAAAGCGGCAGAACAACCCCAUGACUGUGGACGAGUUCAAAAGAAACCUGAAGAAGGUGAAUGGAGGCCAAGAUUUUGAUGAGGAACUGCUCGACGAAAUUUACAAUGGGAUCAAGACAGAUGAGAUAGUGAUGCCAGCUGAGCAGACUGGGCUAGUAAAGGAGAACUACUUAUGGAAGGUGUUGCUGCGUAGAGGGGCUAGCAAAGAUGGUGUCUUCAUACAUGCACCGAACGGUCUCUUUGACCAUGACCUCUUCUCUCUAAUCUGGGGCCCAACAGUUGCUGCCCUGAGCUUUGUGUUUGACAAGAGUAAUGAUGCUACCAUAUAUCAGAAAGCUAUUUCUGGAUUCAGGAAGUGUGCAAUGAUCUCGGCUCACUACGGAAUGAGCAGUGAUUUUGACAAUCUUGUUAUAUCGCUGUGCAAAUUCACGAUGCUGCUGAACACUGCUGAGACACCCGACAACCUGACUAUUUCAUUUGGUUCCAACCCGAAGGCUCAGCUGGCAGCCAAGACUGUAUUUAAUUUGGCUCAUCGCCAUGGGGAUAUCUUGCGGGAGGGGUGGAAGAAUGUUCUGGAUUGUAUGCUGCAGCUCUAUCACUGCAAGCUGCUUCCGAAAGUUAUGGUCGAGGCUGAGGACUUCAUUGAUCCAAGUGGGAAGAUCUCACUAAUGAGAGAGGAGACCCCAUCUCAGAAGACAGAACCUGGAUUACUCAGCUCCAUAUAUUCAUACAUUGCUUUAUCAUCAGAGCCUGCUGCCCAGAAGAUGCCAUCACCUGAAGACCAGGAACACAUUCAGAGGGCACAUGCAUGUGUCAAAGAAUGCCACAUUGAGCAUCUUAUUAACGAGUCAAAAUUUCUUCGUUUGGACUCACUGCAAGAAUUGGUGAAGGCAUUGAUAUUCGCCUCACAGGGACCAGAGAGCCACAUUUCCUCAGGAAUGUCCUAUGAUGAAGAUGCUACCGUCUUCUUCUUGGAGUUGCUUCUUAAAGUUGUAAUUCAGAACAGGGACAGGGUGACUUCAAUCUGGCGCAGUGUUCGGGACCAUGUCUACUGUCUGGUGAUGAGUGCAGCUGCUUGCGACUACCAUUUCCUCAUGGAGAGGUCAGUGGUUGGACUUCUCCGCCUCGCAAUACGCCUCAUGAGAAGGGAGGAUAUGAGCCCAGUGGUAAUGCAGUCACUGCGUAUGUUGCUGCUCCUCAAACCUGCAGCAUUAUUCCGAGUGUCUCGUCAGAUAGCUUAUGGAUUGUAUGAGCUUCUGAAGACCAGUGCAGCCAACAUUCACUCAGACACAGACUGGUCUAUCAUUUUUACGUUGUUGGAGUGUGUCGGUGCAGGGGCACAUCCUCCCAGAGUUGUUGGUGAUAACAGCAGAGGCAGAAGUGAUCAAGUAGCAGCAAAGUCAGAUGGUGAUGUACCCAAUGAAGAAGACAGCGGUUUGGGCAAUGAACGGGGUUACACAUCUGACUCUGAACUGAGCAGGGUACCCACAAGACAACACAGCAGCUUGGCAUCUAGGUCGACAAGCCCUGAACUGUCCCCAAACAGCACCGGUGGUUGGAUACUGGUUGGCCGUGAGGGUGAAAUUCAGCCACUCGCCAUCCGUCCGCUACCUGUCAAUCAGUUCAGCAUAGUGCAUGAACGAGAGCUGCUGCCCCAUGACCCAUAUGGUUUGGUGAAGUGUUGUGAAAGCUUAGCAUUCCUCAUCAGGGAUGUUGCCCACAUCACACCAUACAACUUUGAGAACUGUGUUCAGUGUAUUCGGACAUUUGUAGAAGCUAGCCUAAAUGGAAAUGACAGACGAGGGGUGAAGAAGAGCCCAGGGUCCCACAAGGAAACAAAGACUAGGAAGAAAUUGGCAGGAAGAAGAAAGGAUGAAAAUACCAGGGCACGUAGCCCACAGAAUGUAUCCAACCCUUAUGAUGCUGACGAGAGUGACUCAGAAGAACUGCCCGGUGGAUACCACCAAGUGACUAUACAGCUCCUGGACCUGAUGCACACGCUACACACCCGCACAGCUCACAUAUUCCGAUGGUGGGCUGAAGAAAAUGGAGAGACAGACUUUACGUCCCUGUGGGCUCAGGGCUGGUGUCCGCUGCUGCAGGGCAUUGCAAGGCUCUGCUGUGACUCCAGAAGACAGGUACGCAUGAGUGCCAUCACAUAUCUCCAGAGGGCAUUGCUGGUUCAUGACCUGCAGACACUGACAGCGUCCGAGUGGGAAUCGUGCUUCAGCAAGGUCCUUUUUCCUCUGUUGUCCAAGCUGCUGGAGCCACUCAGCCCACAGGACCCCACUGGCGUGGAGGAAACGCGCAUGAGGGCAGCUACUGUGCUGUCAAAAGUGUUCCUCCAUCACCUCACCCCCCUUCUAACCCUACCCACCUUCACAGCCCUCUGGCUCACCAUUCUCGACUUCAUGGACAGAUAUAUGCAUGUGGACAAGAGUGAUUUGCUUUAUGAAGCAAUCCCAGAGUCACUGAAGAACAUGCUGUUGGUGAUGGAUUCAGCUGGAGUGUUUUCCACCCCUGCUGGGUACUCCCAGCUAUGGACCAUCACCUGGGAUCGUAUAAACACAUUCCUCCCAACACUGAAAGAGGAGCUGUUCAGAUCUCAUCCUGCUGUUGAAACGCAAGCAAGAUUUGCCACAAAGCCAGAAGAUACCAGUGUAGCCAGUCCAGACUUGCAGGUACCAACUGUCACAUCUCCGGUACUGAAUGAGUCCACUACAGUUGGCGACCCUGCAGUGAGUCGGGUAACAAGCAUCAUUCUACAGCCCCCUGCAGUGGCUGCAACUCGCAAUGUAUCGACCCCAAUCUUCAUGCACCUCGGACAGCAGAUGCUGUCAACAUCAAUUGGGCCCCCCAUUCAGCAUGCCCCUUCUUCCCACCACACUGACAUAACCAGCCCCCAACCCCCCACUCACCCUCCCUCAGUGGAACCUGUCCCUAAUCCACUGCUGUACAGCCAGUCUCAGAAUGUUGUCCCACCUGUAUCUCUAUACAGUCAACCUAUCUCACUAUACAGUCAACCUCAAAACACUUUAGGCUCUGUAACAUUGUAUAGCCAGUCCAAAUCUUCCAUACCUAUAUACAGUCAGUCUCAAACCACUGCCACAUCAUUGCAUUUGAGCUUCAGCGCCAGCAGCACAUCAAGUGCUGCCAACUUGACAGAUCAACCAACAGUCAGUAAUGCUGGUGUUAUGAUACCAUCGCAUUAUUUUCACCAUGAUGUUGGGCAGCAGCAGCAACUGUUCCCUGUAUCAGUGCCUGCCCCAUUGUCUUCAUCAGGGAUGUCUAGCGCCGGAUCAUCAGGUGGCAUCGUCUGCUCCCCAAAUGCAAUCCUCGUGAACCCUAGUCUCAUGGAAGGCACCAGCAUUCCUACACGCCACAUCCUGUCCUCACCAAAGGGUCUCAACAACCAGUAACCAGUUGAUGUGGUAUUGAAGAAUGUUACUAGUACCUAACGUGACAACUUGCCAAACUGUGGGGCUCCUACAGUGAAGAAAUUUGGUCCUGGAAUGCAUUGUGGCUCAUUAUGUGUACAACAUGGAGACUGACUACCUUGUGAGUUUUCUCAGUCCCUCCAGGCAAAUGCUAGGAUAUUACCUCAAAUCAGGCUGCAGCCCCUGUCCUUCCACAUCCUUUCCGUAAAGAAACGGUGUGAGGAUGUGGACUGGAUUCAGCUGGCUUAGAAUAGAGUUCAGUGACAGCUCUCGUUAAUAUGAUAGGGAACCUUCAGGUUCUAUAAAAUGCUUGGCUUUCUUCUGACCAGCUGAGUGACUUAGCUUCUGCCUUAUGUGGGUUAUAAUAUGUUAAUGAAGGGAGUUUUCAUAUCUUUUGGUCAGGAUCCAGCUUUCGCAGCUGGAAAGAUGUGAGUAAUGCAUUAUAUAAUAUACAUUUGGCCAGUAUAAUUGCUUUCUUAUGCCACACAUUUGCCAGAUCUGAUUCUGAACUUGGGCACUCGUGUAUUAUAUCCUAAAAUAGCCCACAGCAUUUGGUCUGAUGUAGGUGUGUGGAUCAGAUUUACUCACAUAGGAUUUGAGAAUGUGACAGUGAUUAUUGUGGAGCGUUAUACCUUCUUGGACAAAACGCCGUGAAUUGUGGUGAAAGUCAACGGAAGAGCAUGUCACCUCCAUCUUCAGGGUUGAAUAGUACACCAUGCAAGAAAAUUUCAUGAAGCAGGUAGCAAGCAGAGAUGGUUUCUUACUUGACUUACUGUUCAGUCCUGAAGGUGGUGAUAUGUACCCCAGAAGAUAAAACUUUUCAACUGUAACCACUGUUGAAAUAGACAAAUACAUUGAGCCCUGCAUUAGGAUUCUUUAGGGAGAAGAAGCAGGAGAGUCUGAAACGGGGAAAUCUAACAGUGAGAUAAUUGACUUGGGAUCAUUGAAAUUGAACGUUGAGUGAGGGAAACCCUGAAACUGAGGAACAGUAAGUGAGAAAUCCAUUGUAAAUGAAACGUUGUUUGAGAUCAGAGGUUCUCACAGCAGUGAAUAUAAAAAGUACUUUUUUGGGGAUGUUACUCUAUGUAGUCUGGUAGAGUGUUACCAGCAUUACAUAAUAUUGUCACGUAUUGGGCAUAUAACGCGACAAAUAAAU